Akanthomyces muscarius is the source of this 1755-nucleotide messenger RNA. RefSeq lists its product as uncharacterized. Bases 1 to 1755 code for a protein of 584 amino acids. The transcript has 3 exons. Gene Ontology annotation, cellular component: fungal-type vacuole; plasma membrane. The record is from RefSeq and is a predicted model, not a curated record. NCBI's taxonomy places the organism in Eukaryota, Fungi, Ascomycota, Sordariomycetes, Hypocreales, Cordycipitaceae. Gene Ontology annotation, biological process: transmembrane transport; borate transport; monoatomic anion transport. Gene Ontology annotation, molecular function: solute:inorganic anion antiporter activity; borate efflux transmembrane transporter activity.
AUGGCACGACAGGGCGAUAAUCAAGCUGCUGCCCGCUCUGCUACAGCACUGAGCAGUGGUAAUGAAUUCGCCUCGGAAGAGUCUGGCACUGGUGGGGUACUUGAGCGCCGGGGGCUUGAACAAGACGUUACACCACCAGUUGCAUCGCGAGCUCAGUAUUUCGCCAAGGGCGGACGCCUGCGUCCCUUCAGGCUCCUGAAGAUCGAUUUUCGGAACCUUAGGAGUAGAUACGUAUCAGACUGGACGAUAUUCAACCAGCAGAUUGUCGCCAGUGCCAUAUAUAUCUUCUUCACCAACAUCCUGCCUGGCAUUACUUUUGCCAGUGAUCUAUACGUCCUCACUGGCAAGUCAUGGGGAACAAUCGAGGUUGUUUUCAGCACUGGGCUGUGCGGCCUUGCUUUCGCCUUACUUAGUGCACAGCCACUGUGCAUCCUAGGCGUUACCGGGCCGUUUUCUGUUCUCGCAGAGAACAUAUACAAGCUGUGCAAUGAGCACUUCCGCGUUGAUUUUCUGUCUGUCAUGGCUUGGUCGCUUAUCCAUGCUGGCUGGAUGCACUUCCUCUUGGCCAUAUUCAAUGCCCACGACUGGACCAUGCAAUAUGUAACGCAUUUCAGCGCCGACAUAUUCUCACUUCUGAACAGUGUCAUCUACUUUCAUAAAGCAGCUCUCGAGCUGAAGCGCACACAUUCCCAGGUAUCUCUGGCAGCCUUCCUGUAUGCGGUGAUCGGCGCGUUCGGUACCUGCAUUUUAGCCGUCCUCCUCUCAACGGCAAACUCAUGGCGGCCCUUAUUCCACCGCUACGUCCGACUAGGUCUGUCCGAAUACGCUGCAGCAAUCUCAAUCAUCAUAUGGAUAGGCAUUCCGCGCAUCGGGGAGCUUGCUUCUCUGGAUCACGAGCGCCUGGAAAUACAGACAAGCUUCCGGCCAACCAAUCCACAUCGCAAAACGUUCUUCGUCGAGUUUUGGAAACUUCCUGUAGGGUGGAUUUUUCUCUCCAUCAUCCCAGGAGCCAUUAUAACAGUGCUUUUCUAUUUUGACCACGAAAUCAGCAGCAUCAUAUGUACUGUCCAGCGUUACGGUACUCGAAAGCCCGGUGGCUUUGCAUGGGAUAUUGCUCUGCUGGGUAUCACAACGAUACUCUGUGGAAUUCUCGGAAUUCCGCCUGCCAAUGGGCUUCUACCACAGGCGCCAUUGCAUUCGGAAUCAUUGAUGCACGACGUUGAGGUCGAAGAUAUCAAUACGCAUCAAGGAGACAACCCGCCAAAUAAAGUCUCCAGAACAUAUGAGCAGCGGUUUUCUCCCUUUUUACAGGCAGCUUCCAUCAUGUUGUUUGUUUCUCCACCGUUUCAGAAAGUCCUGGGAUUGACCCCAACAUCUGUGCUCGCCGGCCUUUUCAUGUUCAUGGGCUACCAGAGCCUCGCCGUCAACCCAAUACUUCAAAGGAUUGGCUAUCUGCUAACGCCGCCGGCCGAAUUAGCACCUCUCGCUACCCACGUGAGUUGGUUGGGAGUGCAUUCGUAUACGGUCAUGCAGAUCGUUCUCACUGGCAUUAUCUUUGGUGUGACCUUGACAGUGGCCGCUCCAGCGUUUCCGUUGAUAAUCAUUGCACUGGUCCCAUUACGACUCACACUCAUGAAUAAGAUAUGGUCUAGAGAAACUCUGCGCGCGGUUGAUGGCUGGGCUUGUCGUCCCGGGAAACCGGAGGACUCGGGUGACGGCCAAGUGGUGUCAAUUGAUGAGAAAUCCGGACCCUAA